This is a messenger RNA of Limanda limanda (common dab), 1650 nucleotides long. It is a transcript of the gene tmem117, whose product is annotated as transmembrane protein 117. The transcript has 8 exons. The record is from RefSeq and is a predicted model, not a curated record. Bases 1 to 1650 code for a protein of 549 amino acids. Gene Ontology annotation, biological process: intrinsic apoptotic signaling pathway in response to endoplasmic reticulum stress. Lineage: Eukaryota; Metazoa; Chordata; Actinopteri; Pleuronectiformes; Pleuronectidae.
AUGGCUGCACGGUUCGGGCUCGUCCCGGAUGUGCCCGGCUGCGCGGACGUUGAAGUUGUGUGUAGUGUGGCUGGGAGGCUCAGCAGGAUGGAAAUAGAUGCCCGCUUUCGCUAUUAUUUCCAGCACCCAUGGUCGCGUCUCUUCGUGGCCUACCUCGUCACCUUCUGUAACUUCCUCAUCUUCGCCGAGGACCCCAUCUCUCACAGCCAGACCGAGGCCCAUAUGAUCGUGGUGGGCAACUGCUUCUCCUUCCUGUUCAACAAGUACCCAGGUCUCGGAUUGAACACCCUGAAAGUAAUAUGCUGGACGCUGGCCAUCAUCAUCGGCAUGAUAGCCGGGAAGUUUAUAUUCCACCGCCGGCUCUUUGGUCGAUACCUGCGCCUGAAAAUGUUCCGCGAGGAUCACGGCUCUUGGAUGACCAUGUUCUUCAGCGCCAUCCUCUUCCUCUUCAUCUUCUCGCACAUCUACAACCUCAUCCUGCUGGUGGUUGGGAGCACGGGGCCUCACAUGGUGACAGAGUACAUGGGCAUCAGGAAUGAGAGCUUUAUGAAGAUUGCUGCCGUGGGGACGUGGAUGGGAGACUUUGUCACUGCUUGGAUGGUGACAGAUAUGAUGCUCCAGGAUCAGCACUAUCCAGACUGGGGCAAAGCAGCCAGGAGAUUCUGGAAACAAGGCAACAACAGGAUUGUUCUCUUCUGGGCGGUGCUCUUCUCUCUGACGUCGGUAGUGGUUCUGGUCAUCAGUACGGACUGGAUCAGCUGGGACAACCUGAACCGUGGCUUCCUGCCCAGCGAUGAGGUCUCCAGAGCCUUCCUGGCCUCCUUUAUCUUGGUCUUCGACCUUCUCAUUGUCAUGCAGGACUGGGAGUUCCCUCAAUUCAUGGGCGACCUGGAUAUGAAUCUACCAGGGAUGUCAACAACGCAUGUGAAGGUCAAACUCCCCGUCUGCAAGAGUAUCUUUAAAGAGGAGUACCACAUUCACAUCACAGGCAAGUGGUUCAACUACGGAAUCAUCUUCCUCGUGCUGAUUUUGGAUCUGAACAUGUGGAAGAACCAGAUCUUCUACAAACCCUACGAAUACGGCCAGUAUGUCGGGCCUGGUGAGAAGAUCUUCACAGUGGAGGAACCGGAAACCCUCAGGCUCUUCAACCGCAGCACGCUCACCUACGAGUGGCGCUCCACCAACAUCAACCCCGCCACCAACCUGAGCUACGUGGAGCGGGACAUGUUCCUGCACAGCCGCUACGUCGGAGCCAGCCUGGACAUCAAGUGCAUGGCCUUCGUCCCCAGUCUGGCGGCGUUCGUCCUUUUUGGCUUCUUCAUCUGGUACUUUGGGCGAUUUCAGGACAGUGAGACCUUCACGGAAAACCAGGAUAAAUCAUACGAGAGGAUAAAGAGGAAGUCGCCGUCUGAGUACAGCAAAGAAAUGGGUGUGACACCGGAGGAGACACAAAUGACGAUGAGCGACAGUUUGAGACGAUCGGGAACGCCCAUGCUUCUGUCAGUGGACGAGCCACAUUUCGGAGUGACGCCCUCCACAAACUCGACUAUCUCCAUGGAAACCCAAGAGACGCAUCCAAGCAUUGUGAUUGACAGUGCGGACCAGGAGGAACCAGCUGUCUCUUUUGACGUGCACAAGCUCUCUCCGUGA